Messenger RNA from Paramisgurnus dabryanus, 1017 nucleotides. RefSeq names its product F-box only protein 2-like. Gene Ontology annotation, molecular function: ubiquitin protein ligase activity. Gene Ontology annotation, biological process: glycoprotein catabolic process; ERAD pathway; SCF-dependent proteasomal ubiquitin-dependent protein catabolic process. Gene Ontology annotation, cellular component: cytoplasm; SCF ubiquitin ligase complex. The record is from RefSeq and is a predicted model, not a curated record. NCBI's taxonomy places the organism in Eukaryota, Metazoa, Chordata, Actinopteri, Cypriniformes, Cobitidae.
AUGUGUUUUAAAGAGAAGUUUAGUAACUGGGAGUUGACGAAGAACGGUGGAGAUCAAUGGUGUAUUGAACCGACGCCAGAUGAUGCAAUGGUUUCAUACUUCUGCACCUCACAUAAGCCGUGUCUAAAAAAACAAGUGAUCAUUCUGCUGCAAAGCGGUUAUGAUGCUGCAUAUUUAGAUUCUGCACCUGAAGUGACUGUGAGGGACUGGUACAGCACUCGACAUGACUGUGGAGGCGUUUAUUGGCUUACUGUGUCACUGCUCAAUGAAAAACGUGAGGUCAUUGCUACAUUCAAGCCGGAUGAUGUGACUCUGCCCCAGGGUACCCCUUGGACACAGGUGACACACACAUUUAAAGGUUAUGGUCCUGGUCUACGUUUCAUCUCUUUUGAACAUGGUGGUAAAGACACUAACGAGUGGAAAGGCUGGUAUGGAGUCAGAGUCACUGGAAGUUCUGUCACCAUAGCCCCAAAACCCAGAUGAGAUUAAGUAAUGUCACUGAAUUGUCAGAACUUUGCUUUUAAAGCAACACUAUGUAGUUUUUUUACCUUUAAAUAAUGUCUCUAAAAUUAUUUCAGUGAUAGAACAACUUUUAACUGGACAAAUUGUACUGUUGCUUCAACCUGAGCAGCCUCCUAGCUGCUACAAGCACACUCUGAAAGUGGCGGUGGAGGGUAGAGCACACAGCCCCGCCCCUCCCCCUGCCUGCAGAAGAGUGUCUGAUACCAGGCACUGUUGCGCUUUUCAACCACAUGGGGGAGCUGUAAGUCAUUUUUACAUGCAAACUACAUAGUGUUGCUUUAACCAUACUAUAAAUAUAAAUAAAUAAAUAGUAAAGUAACAUUACAGAAACUUCACGGCUAAACCUUGCCGAAAAAUGCAAAGCAAUUGCUUAUGUUUUUUAAAGAUUUAAAUGCAUAUUCAGAAUACAUAUUUUGAAUGAAAAUUAAACAUGUGGGGAAUUAAUUGAAAUAAUUUCCUGCUUUCAGUACAGCUUAAUAAAGUCUCCCUGUGGUG